AUGUUCGGUACAUGGAGAUAUGAUCCGACAGACAACAAGCUAAUAGGCAUCCAAGAUUCUAGCGUCAAAGCAAAGACAUGGAAUCGUGGCAAACUAAAUUCUGCUUGUAAGGCAUGCAAGGAUAAGAAGUUACGCUGCACAGCGCAGAGGACUGGCUGCGACAGAUGCAAGGCGAACGGAACUACUUGCAUCUAUGUCCCACGUCGAGCUUCGUCAAGAGCAACUACAAAUCCGCAUCGAGCAGAGGGUGAAAGUCAUGGUGGACGUGAGAAAACAGUAGAGAAAGCCGAUAGCAGAUACCAGAGUCGGAGCAGCUCUAGUCCAGUCGGUGAUCCUUCAGAGUCAGAACAGCUCAAUGGCGAAUCAAGUACCCUCGCAUCUGGGAUGUCAAUGUCUCCAGCUCCGAGUCUUGAUUCCUUGCACUUUCUACAAGAAGCAAUCCUUCCCAGUGGAAGUCUCGAUAUAUUUGAAGUAGCGAUGCAGCCAGACUACAGCUUGGGGGGCGGGGGCCUGGAAUUCGAGCUGUCUGAUGACAAUAAUAAUGAGGACAACGAUGACAACGACAAUGGUAAUGCCAAUUGCAACAGCAACAGUAUUAGCAACAGCAACAGCAGCAACAGCAACAGCAAUGUUAAUGGCUUCCAUGUGUUCGAUCAAGACCAAGACCUCCUAUUGUCAACCGAACAAGAUCUUGACAGCCUAGGGUUUCCUUUACCAACCCCCAGUGAUUCUACUAGCCCGCCCCGCUCCCGUACCGAGCGCCAACCACCGGCGCUAGCACUAGCUCCGGAGCCAGCUCCGGCACACUUAUCCCUGGGCCCUGACCCUUUUACUUUCACUGGGAGCCCGCGUCCACGUCCGUCACACCAUCGGCGGAACACCACUACAAACAUCAAGGUCGCUACCUGCCCCUGCUCUUGUCUGCAGAACCUGGCUGCACUCCUAGAACGACUUAUGCUUAUGACCUCUGGCAUAUCCACACCACAAACCCAAUCGCUCGAUGUCCAACUUGCCAUCCAUAAAGCAGCUUUAGCCCGCUGUGAUGCAGUCCUCUGCUGCACUUUAUGUGACACACGCUCUGAAAACACCAUGCUGUUAAUCACGGUCUGUGAGCGCAUUGUGGACAUGUGUGCUAACAUUGUUGAUACCUACCACCUUCACCUCGAUGCUGAUCAAAGUGCCACUGCUUCGCUGGACUCGCUGCUACAAAACUCAGGUGCAUCGGCACCUUCCAUACCAGAGUCGGCUUCUUCGUCUAAUACACUAGUCUCAGGUCCAGUUAGUCCUCUGUCUGUGGGGUCUUUUCAGAUCUCGUCGAUGAAUGAGUGGGCAGCGGUCAUAAGGACCAUCAUCAGGCUUCAAUUGCAGAGAAUGGGGUCGCUACUUGGGCGUAUGAAGUCUCUAUCGACUGGAGAAGUGCAGGAUGUACAUUCAGAUAUGCUGAAGAAGCUUCGUGAUAGGGUUCGGUCACUCUUACAUGUAGCUGGAGGAGGCGACUUGGACUGAGACACCGGACUUGCGUUCCUUUAGGGGACCUCUAAGACUUUUUGUCUUUUAGGUUCUCUUAACCAAAGGAGCAAGAUGAUACUCCAUGGAUGGUACAUGAUUAGACGCUAGGGCUUCGAAGUAUAAGUAGUCCGAUUCACUACGAUCAUAUUGUCGUCUGCAAGUGACUUGUACAGACAGUCGUGCUUUGAUUCU
Messenger RNA from Pseudovirgaria hyperparasitica, 1701 nucleotides. RefSeq lists its product as uncharacterized. The transcript is spliced from 3 exons. Bases 1 to 1506 code for a protein of 501 amino acids. Gene Ontology annotation, biological process: regulation of DNA-templated transcription. Lineage: Eukaryota; Fungi; Ascomycota; Dothideomycetes; Acrospermales; Acrospermaceae. Gene Ontology annotation, molecular function: zinc ion binding; DNA-binding transcription factor activity, RNA polymerase II-specific. The record is from RefSeq and is a predicted model, not a curated record.